Ctenocephalides felis (cat flea) is the source of this 1855-nucleotide messenger RNA. RefSeq names its product coiled-coil domain-containing protein 22 homolog. Gene Ontology annotation, biological process: positive regulation of ubiquitin-dependent protein catabolic process. The transcript has 7 exons. Gene Ontology annotation, molecular function: cullin family protein binding. The coding region runs from base 88 to 1854 and encodes 588 amino acids. Lineage: Eukaryota; Metazoa; Arthropoda; Insecta; Siphonaptera; Pulicidae. The record is from RefSeq and is a predicted model, not a curated record.
GAUGAUUCUUCUGUCAGUUAUUAUUAAUGAUUUCGAAAGUGAAUAAACCCAUUUAGAAUAUUUUAAUUGAAAAUACAUAACACAACAAUGGAGGAAAUUGACAAUAUUAUUAUUCAUUCUCUACGACAGAUUGGAUGUAACUUGGAUGAAGAAGUAUCCUCCGUGGGAGAUUUUACUCCAGAAUUAGUUAUAGAAGCUGCAAGUCGUUGCUUAAAUAUAAUUCAACCUAAUUUAGAUUUACCAUUAAUUUUACCUGCUAACAUGGCUAUGCGUUUCAAAGCUACAGCGGCUAUUGCUGCGGCUUGCAAAGAUGUAGGAUAUAAUGGUGAUAUAGGUUAUCAAGCAUUUUUAUACUCCAAUGAGAGCGACCUACGUAAAAUUUUUAUGUUUCUUAUUGAACACCUACCUAAAGACGCUGAUAAAGAAAUUGUGUCAGGUCCCAAAGGGCUUGCAGAUGAAUUGCUACAAAAUAUAGCCCAUGUUUUGCAUAAACAACUUACAGCCCCAUUUUUAUUUUCUCAAUGUAAACCAAAUGGUUUCAGAGUAUAUGAUAGUGGCAUUUUGUGCAUAGAAGGCCGACCAAGAAAGUUGAAUGUUAGUGAAACUAAAUCACUAACUAUACCACAACCAUACUUACCAAAUGUUUGCCAAGCAUUCAAAAAUUAUUGGGUAAAAUAUCUUCCAUUUUUGAAAGAUCAGAUAGAUAGUCACUCUAUCAUCCAAUCUGUUAUAUCUCAUAAUGAUAAAAAUUUAGGAAAAACUUCUACAGAACAAGAUAUUCAAAAUCAUUUACUGAAACAGUGGAACAAAAUUAACAAUUCUGUUAGUAGCAUUACUGGUGAUGUUAAUAGUCAUUCUGUAGAUAAUUUCUCAAAAGCAAGUUUAGAUAUAAAAGCAAUUAUUAAAAAUGAAGUAAAUGUUAAUGAGCAACAAGCAGAAAAUGAGGCAGAAGUUAUAGUAGAACUGGCAAAUAAAACUGAGACUAUGAAUGCAGAUAUUGGAGCUUAUGCUUGUGAAAUAGUAAAUUAUCAACAAGAAUUACAAAAGUUAUUAGAUGAUAGGUAUAAUGAAGAUAAUCUGUAUAAAAAAGCUAUCGACAAGUAUGAGCUGAUUGUUAAAAGUCGGACUCUAUUAGACAACAGAGAAGAGAAUUUAUUAAAAUUGCAAAAUAAAGCAGAAGCCAGUGCUAAGAAGUUGAUACAUUUAUCAAAACAAUGGGAGGAACAUAAAUUAGGUUAUAUGGAACAAUACCAAGCAGCAAAAAAUAAAGCAAAUUUUAAAUCUUCAGAACAUAAACAAUUAAUUGAAUCAUUAGAAAAUAUAACACAAGAGUGUGAUAACAUUAUUAGUCAAAUUAAUCUUAAAACUAAUCAACAAGCACAGUUAUCAAAGGAAUAUGAAAAUGCUAAUAAAGACAUAAACAGAUCUGCAUAUACAAAUCGUAUAUUAGAAAUUAUUGGCAGCAUUGGCAAACAAAAAACAGAUUUAAAUCGUGUAUUGAAUGAAACUAGAACAUUGCAGAAAGAAAUAAAUAACUUAACAGGCCGAUUGCAGAGAAGUUUUACAGAAACUGAUGAACUAAUUUUUGAGGAUGCAAGACGGCAUGAGUUAGGCCGGACAGCAUAUAAAUUACUAGCAACCCUGCAUACUGAUUGUAAGUCACUUGUUGAAACUGUUGAAGCAAUAGGUGGUGCUGUUCGAGAAUCUAGAGAACUUGAAGAUCAUAUUCAACAGGAAAGUAAUAAACGAAUUGCUGAUAGUUUGGCAAGGGUUAAAAGGGAUCUUGACAGUAUGAGGAUGGAUAGUGCUGAACUAAAAAGACUAAUAGAACAAAAGCAAAGUAAUGCACAGUAGA